This is a messenger RNA of Perognathus longimembris pacificus (Pacific pocket mouse), 1616 nucleotides long. RefSeq names its product cytochrome P450 4F3-like. The record is from RefSeq and is a predicted model, not a curated record. Lineage: Eukaryota; Metazoa; Chordata; Mammalia; Rodentia; Heteromyidae. Gene Ontology annotation, molecular function: iron ion binding; heme binding; oxidoreductase activity, acting on paired donors, with incorporation or reduction of molecular oxygen. Bases 1 to 1575 code for a protein of 524 amino acids. The transcript is spliced from 12 exons.
AUGCAGUGGCUGAGCCUGUCCUGGCCAGGCCUGGGGCCCUCGGUCCCCUCCCCAUGGCUGCUGCUGCUGCUGGCCGGGGCAUGCUGGCUCCUGGCUCGAGUCCUCACCCACAUCUGCACCUUCAGUGCAAACGCUCGCCGCCUGCGAUGCUUCCCCCAGCCCCCAAGGCGGAACUGGCUCCUGGGGCACCUGGGCCUGGUCCAGAGCUCAGAGGAAGGUCUGCAGUACAUACAGGCCCUGGCAUGGAAGUUUGAAACCGUGUGCCUCUGGUGGGUGGGGCCAUGGCAGCCCGUGGUGCGCCUCUUCCACCCUGACUUCAUAAAGCCUGUGCUCCUGGCCCCAGCUGCCAUCUCACCCAAGGAUGCCCUCUUCUACCGAUUCCUGAGGCCCUGGCUGGGGGAUGGACUCUUGCUGAGUGCCGGGGAAAAAUGGGUUCGCCACCGUCACAUGCUGACCCCUGCCUUCCACUUCAACAUCCUGAAGCAAUACAUGAAGAUUUUCAACAAGAGCGUGAAUGCCAUGCAUGCCAAGUGGCAGCGUCUGAUCUCUGAGGGCAUCGAGCGUCUGGACAUGUUUGAGCACAUCAGCCUCAUGACCUUGGACAGUCUGCUGAAAUGUGUCUUCAGCUUUGACAGCAACUGCCAGGAGAAGCCCAGCGAAUACAUCGCUGCCAUCUUGGAGCUCAGCGCCCUGGUGGCCAAGAGACACCAGCAGCCGCUUCUGCACCUGGACUUCCUGUACCAGCUGACCUCUGACGGGCGCCGCUUCCGGAAGGCCUGCGACCUUGUGCACGACUUCACGGAUGCUGUUAUCCAAGAGCGGCGCCGCACCCUCCCCCAUCAGGGCCUGGAUGACUUCCUCCAGGCCAAGGCCAAGGCCAAGACCCUGGACUUCAUUGAUGUGCUUCUGCUGGCCAAGGAUGAAGACGGGAAGGCACUGUCAGAUGAGGACAUCCGAGCAGAGGCCGACACUUUCAUGUUUGGGGGCCACGACACUGCAGCCAGCGGGCUCUCCUGGGUCCUCUACAACCUGGCCAAGCACCCGGAGCACCAGGAGCGCUGCCGGCAGGAGGUGCAGGAGCUCCUGUGGGACCGUGAGCCCAAGGAGAUGGAGUGGGACGACCUGGCCCGGCUGCCCUUCCUGACCAUGUGCAUCAAGGAGAGCCUGAGGCUGCACCCGCCUGCCACCUCGGUCUCCCGCUGCUGUGCCCGAGACAUCUUGCUGCCCGACGGCCGAGUCAUCCCCAAAGGUGUCGUCUGCCACGUUAGUAUUUUCGGGACUCAUCACAACCCAGCGGUGUGGCCGGACCCCGAGGUCUUCGACCCCUUCCGCUUCGACUUGGAGCAGGGGAAGGGCCGGUCCCCGCUGGCCUUCAUCCCCUUCUCUGCGGGGCCCAGGAACUGCAUCGGGCAGACCUUCGCCCUGAGCGAGAUGAAGGUGGCGCUGGCGCUGACGCUGCUGCGCUUCCGCAUGCUGCCUGCAGGGGGCGCAGCGGACCCGGAGCCACGCCGGAAGCCAGAGCUGAUUCUGCGCGCUGAGGGCGGCCUCUGGCUGCGCGCGCAGCCCCUGUGCUGACCCUGCCCCCACCCGGAACCAAUAAAACUGAGCCUACCGUG